AUGAAUAUCGCUCCCGAAACACCUAAAUGCAUUCAUUAUUCACAGAUAGAACGCAAGUACUACUUUUGGAAUUCCAAGUGCCCCGAUCACAUUCAGUUCUUAGAGUGGAACUCAAAACAUAUUAAUCAAGUUCGGAGUACUAUUUCCGACCCCGAGAUACAAGACAUCAUUGAGAAAGCCAGAGAAAUGAUACAGUGGCUUGCUCCGGAGUCUCAACCUAAGCUAUCAAGCCAGCCGCCUACUUCACGCCAGCAGGCGAUUCUGCCUGAGUCAAAUGCAUCUUUGUCCUCAGUAAGAUUGGUAACCGUGAAGCAAGAGCAUGCGCACAGGCCACCUACUACCUACCCACCAACGCCAAGAUUCUCUCAUAGUAUGCCGCCCUGGGAACACCUUACCUGUAAAGAUUUUGAGCAAACCCCGGAAAGAUUUCGCUCUGAUCUACAUGCGCUACUCAAUUAG
Molecule: messenger RNA, 459 nt
Organism: Bipolaris zeicola 26-R-13
Lineage: Eukaryota; Fungi; Ascomycota; Dothideomycetes; Pleosporales; Pleosporaceae
Exons: 2
Coding region: 1-459 (152 amino acids)
Source: RefSeq, a predicted model, not a curated record